Molecule: messenger RNA, 1819 nt
Organism: Melitaea cinxia (Glanville fritillary)
Lineage: Eukaryota; Metazoa; Arthropoda; Insecta; Lepidoptera; Nymphalidae
Product: death domain-associated protein 6-like
Exons: 6
Coding region: 175-1761 (528 amino acids)
Molecular function (GO): histone binding
Source: RefSeq, a predicted model, not a curated record
UCUGACUUAUGUCAGAAUUGUCAGAUUAUUUAAAAAAUAAACUUUUAAAAACUGUGACAAUCUUAGCUUUUAUGUUACCGAAUCUUAUUUUUUUUUUUAAUUUGAUUUAAAUGUUUGUUAAAGCUUGUAGCUUGUAGAUUGUUUUUAAGUUUUAUUUAUUGUUAUAAUUAAAAUAUGAGUUCUGUAGAUAUAGUUGAGAUAUCGGAAAACGAAGAUAGUGACUGUGUCUUAGACUCUUUAAUGUACGAAAACAAUAUAGAGGUAAUGUAUAAAAAAACAUGUGAAAAUAACCCUCUACUGACUGAACUUAUUGAAACAUGUUUUAACUUAGAUAAUUCGCCGGAAAUGAAAAAGGUUAUAAAUACUAUAUUUUUAAAUAGAUACAUGAAAACGGAUAAAAAAAUUACAGAAUCGCAAGAAUUCGCAAAAGCUCUAAGGAGAGCUAUUAAUCUCGUUAAACAUGAUUCUGGUCAUAAAUUUUCUCACAUCAGAGAUCUAUGUGAAAUCCUGAAAACCGGGAAUACAAAGAAAAGGGUACAAAUUAUCACAUUAUCAAAUAACACCAAAGGUAAUGAAAUAUGUAAAAGAAAAUCUGAAACAGAAAGAAACAGCAAAAUAUCAAAUACAGAAGUUCUUAUAUAUUUAGAUUCAACCGAAAAUGAUUUAAUUAUUGAUAUCGACAGUAACGAUUGUAAUGUUAAGUCAAAUUAUACAUCUGCUGGUGAGAAAGAAAAUGAUACAUGCAACAACAAUAGAAGUAUUGAUGAAGAUAAACUUCUUGUACCUCAUAGAAUAUUGGAAGUUCAAGAGCUAUCUCCAACAGAUGAUAAUAAUAUUGAGAGAAUAGAACAAGAGAUCGAAAUGUGUAAAAAAAUGAUAGCACAGUUGGAGGAACAGGAGGUUUGUGAUGAUAAUAUGAAUUCACCAUAUAUUCAAAGUGAAAACUACAAAGUUCGUAUAGUAACAUUAUACAAGGAACUGUGCAAACUAACUGGUGCAGAAGCCGUUAAACGAUCAACAGUACACCUGAAAGUAAUAGAAGGGCGUCCGUCCGGUCCUGUGAGGAGAUUGGAAGCUUUUCUAAAUAAAAAUGUAGACAGUGAUGGUCAUCCUCAAUUCCCGAGCUUUCGUGACGUCAUCAAAUGUGUUCUAAAGGCAAAUGAAGAAGAUGAUCUGGGUUGGAGUAAACAUAAAAUUGUCGAUGAAGCGAGGGCCCUGUUCGCGCACUGUGGACGCGCACUGCAGAGGCGGAGGCAACGGCGCGAGUGGCGCCAUCUCAUCAGCACGGUGAAGGUGGAGCGCGACCCCGCGGACAGCGACCCCGCGCUGCUGGCGCGCCUGGAGCAGAACAGGCGGGACGCCGCGAGGAAGGAGGCGGAGAUACUUGAGAGGUUUACAAUGAUGCAGAAUGCGCCGUCACAAAAAGCGGCCGUAUGUAAUCAAGAAGCAAAUGCUAAUGAAAGUUCUAACGAAUCCGAAAUUGAUAGCUCAUCUGAUGAGGGUAGUACUAAAGAUGAAACAAAUGUUAACUUACCAUCACAAAUAGCUACGUCUAAAUCUAGCAAUAAUAACAAUACGGGUAUCGAUGCUAGUGAAGUUAACUCUGAAGUUACUGGAGUUAAAAUAAAAAAAGAACUCGAAUCAGAUAUAUGUCAACUACUGGACGAGCUCGGUGAUAACUAUACAACGAGUGUUAUAGAUAUUGAGGAUUCACACAUAGUUAUUGAAAUAUCAGACAGUUCUGAUGAGGAGUCCGUUUGAUAAAUGAAUAUUUCAACCUGUAAUAUUCAGUCAUCACUAAUAAAUUAUUACUAGUUUU